AUGAAUCAUGAAUUGUUGCCCAUAUUUGAACCUGUUGAACACUCCAAAUCAUUAACUGAUAUGUGGAGUAAUGCUGGUUCUGCGAACUUUUUGGGAGUAAUGGUCCAGGAGAAUCCUGCCUCUAUAGCAUGGGCUCUUGCCAUGAACUUCAACAACGAUCGUAACAUCCGCGUUGUCCUAGCUCGUCCUCAGCAUCCGGAAGUUUCAAAGCAGCUAGGGCAUGAUGCUAACAACCGUUUCAUGCUGUUCCACCGCGGAGAAUCAACUCCAGUUUGGACCAGCCCAAGCGACGCAAAGUGGACCGACAUCCAAGAAAAAGUUAUGGAAUUUGUUACUCAUGUUGCUGCUCCAGCAAAGGCCGAGAAGACACCCGCUGUUGAACCACAAGCUCCUGCUCCUUCUGCCGAGAUCGACAUGUCACAAUAUAGAGUCGAGUUGGCUGAUAUGAAGAGCACUAUAAGCUACAUGCUUUUCCAGGACUCUUGUGAUAUGUUUAUGAUGUGGUUAGUUUCUAUUGACAAGGAAUCCGCUCUCUUUGUUCAGGAAAUUGCGAGACAGCAGGUGGUUGAAGGUGAAGAUUUGGCUGGGCUCAAGUCGUGGAUCCAUGCAGUCAGUAAGGUGAGUGGAUCUUUUGGAGAGUUUGUGAAGACAGUUUUAUGAAC
Cylicostephanus goldi is the source of this 662-nucleotide messenger RNA. Lineage: Eukaryota; Metazoa; Nematoda; Chromadorea; Rhabditida; Strongylidae. The record is from the annotation of a GenBank genome assembly.